AUGACCGACGAAGAAGAAACGGAAGAGAUUAGCAAAGAGAUCGAAGACACGGAUACGGAAAGAGACCUUAAAAAGGUAAGACCUAUAACCGGCAAUUAUAUCGGUAACCCUUUACCGAUCCGACCACUAGCUAAGCACGGUACGCUUGCGUACGGCACUUUAAGCGCUUUUAACGAUAAUAAUAACGAUUUCCUUGAGCUAAGAGCAACUGACCCUUACUUAAAAGCAAAAAAGUUAGCUUUGUUUGCAAGAAGCUUUCUUAAAGAAUUAAAGUAUUCGAGACCCGACGAUAACUUCAAAACUCAAUUAACUUAUAAAAACGUGCUAGAGAUUACGAUUGUACGAAUAAAUCCUGCUUUUACUUUUACCGCGGCAGUUGCUAAUAUUCGCCGAGCAAUUGCCUUUGCAACUAAGACCUCCCGACCUCCCGCCAAAGCUAGAGCUUACGCGAGCUUUAGCGAGCUAUACGAUCACACUUGCUUUCACAACACUUUAAAGGCUGACUCCGAUUUGAACGAGAAAUACGAGUGCUUUAUUCAAGACCGCCAAUACUUCGGAGGUAAGAAAGCUGCUAAAGCUAUUAAAGGUUUUGUGACUACUUACGGCACUUUUAACGCUAACGAAGUAUACAAGCAACUAAAGAUUCAAACGGCAUUCUACGCUCUUACUAGCCAAAUCGAGACCCAAAACGUGCUUACGAGCAAAGCAAAGACCUAUAUAGCCUUUAAGUACUUUGAAAACGUAUUUAUAAGCCUUAUGAUUAAUAGCGGAGCAGCCAAUUUCUCUACCGCUAGCUUGCCUUAG
This is a messenger RNA of Drepanopeziza brunnea f. sp. 'multigermtubi' MB_m1, 804 nucleotides long. NCBI's taxonomy places the organism in Eukaryota, Fungi, Ascomycota, Leotiomycetes, Helotiales, Drepanopezizaceae. The record is from RefSeq and is a predicted model, not a curated record.